CCUUGUUCCCUCCCUGGACAGCGGGCUCACCGGGGCGCAAUGGAGGGACCAGACAGCCCUGGGGGCCCAGCCGGGGACCCCGGCGCACGCUCCAGCUGCCAGCCAGGAGCCAGGAAUGGGGGUCAGGGCGCCCCCGGCCCCCAGGCGCCCCCCUCGGUUCUGGGGCGGGCAGGGCCCGGGAUCCGCGUCGGGGACGCUCCAGGUCCCUUCCACGCGGGGUCAGCGGUGCGUCCCGGCCUCCCCGGCGCCAUGUGCUUCAAGUCCGUGUUGUAACUACUAGGUCCCAUCAUCUCCCUGUCGCGCCUGGGGCGGUUUUAGUCCCACAUUCUGCCUUUUGAAAUGGACUCUUGGUGGGCUCUACUCAGUCUCAGUUUGCUUCUGAGGACUUCGGGGUUCCAAGCAGCAAACGCCUCUAAACCCAAUAUUCUACUGAUCAUGGCAGAUGAUCUUGGCAUUGGGGAUCUUGGUUGCUAUGGAAACAAUACCCUGAGGACACCCAAUAUCGACCGGCUUGCAGAGGAAGGCGUGAGGCUCACCCAGCACUUGGCGGCCGCCCCCCUGUGCACCCCAAGCAGAUCUUCCUUCCUCACGGGGAGGCACUCCUUCAGAUCAGGCAUGGAAGCCCAUGAUGGGUACCGCGCCCUCCAGUGGAACGGGGGAUCGGGUGGACUCCCCGAGAAUGAAACCACGUUUGCAAGAAUCCUGCAGCAACAAGGUUAUGCAACCGGCCUCAUAGGGAAAUGGCACCAGGGCGUAAAUUGUGAAUCCCGCACUGACCACUGCCACCACCCACUGAACCACGGAUUUGACUAUUUCUAUGGCAUGCCUUUCACGCUUGUGAAUGACUGUGACCCAGGCAGGCCCCCGGAAGUGGACGCCAGCACAAGAGCGAGGUUGUGGUUUUACACCCAGGUGGCGGCAUUGGGAGUGCUGACCGUUGCUCUUGGCAAGAUUUGCGGGUUAAUCUCCGUGCCCUGGAAAGCGGUCCUGGGUGCGGCCAGCCUCGUCUUCCUCUUUUUUGUCUCCUGGUAUGCCAGCUUCGGGUUUGUGCGUCGUUGGAACUGUAUCCUGAUGAGAAACCAUGACGUCACAGAGCAGCCCAUGGUUUUGGAAAGAACCGCGCGUCUCAUGCUACAGGAGGCAGUUUCCUAUAUUGAAAGAAAUAAGCACGGGCCAUUCCUCCUCUUUGUGUCCUUGCUACACGUGCACAUCCCCCUGGUCACCACAAAACAGUUUCUCGGGAAAAGCCAGCACGGCUUAUAUGGCGACAAUGUUGAGGAGAUGGAUUGGCUGGUAGGUGAAAUCCUUCAGGCCAUUGAAGAAAACGGUCUGAAAAACACAACAUUCGCGUAUUUUACCUCUGAUCAUGGAGGACAUUUGGAGGCAAGAGACGAACGUGGCCAGCUGGGGGGAUGGAAUGGAAUAUUCAGAGGUGGCAAAGGGAUGGGGGGCUGGGAAGGCGGCAUCCGCGUCCCGGGGAUCUUCCGGUGGCCUGGGGUGCUGCCAGCCGGCCGAGUGAUCCACGAGCCCACCAGUCUGAUGGAUGUCUUCCCCACCGUGGUCGAGCUGGGGGGCGGCCACGUGCCCCAGGACAGGGUGAUCGAUGGCCGUAGCCUGGUGCCCUUGUUGCAAGGGACUGCCGAGCACUCAGCACACGAAUUCCUGUUUCAUUACUGCGGGAAGUAUCUGCACGCAGCACGCUGGCAUGAGAAAGACAGCGGAAGACUCUGGAAGGUUCACUACAUGACACCGCGAUUCCACCCCAAGGGGGCGGGGGCCUGCCACGGCCAAGGCGUGUGCCCCUGCUCGGGGGACGGCGUGACCCAGCACAGCCCGCCUCUGCUCUUCGACCUGUCCAGGGACCCUUCGGAGACGCGGCCCCUGUCCCCUGGCUCGGAGCCACGGUACCACGCGGUGCUGGCGCGCGUGCACGAGGCGUUGGAACAGCACAGGAGGACCCUGAGUCCUGUGCCCCCCCAGUUUUCCCUGGGCAACAUCGUCUGGAAGCCUUGGCUGCAGCCGUGCUGCGGAACUUUCCCCUUAUGCGCGUGCACGCAGGACGGAGACCCCAGCGAGGCGUGACCUCACCCUCGGCCACGGUGCCCGUCAUCCAACACAGGUUGGCGACGGGGUGCAGAGAAAGGAGCGCUCAUGCACCGUUGCUGGGAAUGCAGGCUGGUGCAGCCACCCUGGACAACAGGAAAGCGGUUCUUCAAAGAGUUAAAAGCAUACAUGCCCUACAGUCUAGUGAUCGCGGUGUUGCAUCCACACGACUCCUGAAACAGAAUGCUACGGGCACCAGUGACAGUCACAACAAAGUCUAUUACAAUGAGAGGCAAGGCCGACCGACCGGGACCAACACUGUUGAUAAGAGUGCGGCCCCGAACAGCCGGGGUACAGAGUUUUUAAAGCCGAUCACAUCGUUUUAUCGUUAUCUGGGAACAGAACAGAGAAACAGUUCCCAGAUGAGUCAGAAACAGUUAUCGAAUGAGGUGAUUAUUUUAGACU
This is a messenger RNA of Felis catus (domestic cat), 2508 nucleotides long. RefSeq names its product arylsulfatase D (gene ARSD). Gene Ontology annotation, molecular function: arylsulfatase activity. Bases 340 to 2082 code for a protein of 580 amino acids. The transcript has 10 exons. The record is from RefSeq and is a predicted model, not a curated record. NCBI's taxonomy places the organism in Eukaryota, Metazoa, Chordata, Mammalia, Carnivora, Felidae.